AAUAUUCAGUCUUUAGGCUAGAAGAAAAUAUUUAGACUUACAAACAGACUUUCUUAACAACUGUUGAUUUGAUAUUGAAUCAUCUGAAUAAGCUCUUUUGAAGUGUGAAAUACCUUUCACAUUGAAGCUUACUUAUUCCAAGAAAAGAUAAUUUCAAAUAAGAUUGUGUCUGAGCACACCUAAACAUCAGUAAGAUCAUCAAAGACUACUAAGUUUUGCAAUAGUGCUGAAGCUUAUGAAAGAUUGUUACUUUCUAUAUAGAGUAAUCAUUAUUUUUCAGCACUUUUCAAAUAGAGUAAUAGAGUCUUGCAUUCUCACUCCAAUUAUUCAAAAGGUAGUUGGUAAAUAUCAUUAACCUAAUUUGACAGUUGAAAUAUUUGAGGCUUAUAGAGAUUAAGCUAUUUGUAGAACCCAUCUCUCUGAUAUUGGGUACCAUGUUUUGCCAUGAGACACCUCCUUAGUGAAUGAGACAAGUUAUGAGGACUAAAACAAAAUUUAAAUACACUUCACACACACAAAAGACAUAAAUAUGAAUAUUAAAUGGCAAAUCAUCAGCUGAAUAGUCCAAGUACAAACAUGGAGAAGCUUUACUGGGAUCACUUGCUAUGAAUAAUAUAAAGCCCUGUAAAAGGAAAAUUGGAGACCUUUCUUUGUGAGCUUAAUGUGUGGUCAAAUGUUUCUCUGUAUUAUAUUGAUCACAUUGUCAAUUUAUCCUGUCUCCUAGGCUUAUACAGCCAUAAAAAUAAAUGAAAGUCCUGUAUAUGUCCCUAACAGUAGGGUAGAUAUAUUCAUAUAUGUUCUCCCAAUUAAUUCGCAUAACAGUAUGUGAGGUGAAUAUUAUUAUCAUUUUAUGGAUGAUAAGAUUAAGAUGUAAGGUGCCAAGAAAUAUACCCCAGGUAAAAGAAGUUAUAGGUGGAAAAACGAGGAUUCUAAUCUGGUCUUUCUGAUUCUCAAACUAACACACUUAACUAUUGUGAUAAUGUUUUUUAACACUUUGCAGAAGUUUCUGGCUAGGGUCCCAUGCUUUGCAAGGGGAUCGAGGAGGAAUGGAUAGGGCUGAGGGAGAGGCUAAGCAAAAACAGCCCUUCAAUGAAUGUAAUACCACAUUUUUCUUAAUAUUUAGGAGUUUCAAUAUAUCAUUGUGUGUGUGUGUCUGUCUGCUGAUGAAGUUACUCAUAUAAACUUGUCUCUGAAGUUGUAUUAAAGUAAUUAUAAAAAUUAUGGCCAUAUCAAAGGGAAAUUACCAGUUCAACAUUGUUUAUUACAACAAUAUAAGGCAUGAGUUAAGACUUAGGGGGAAACAAUUAACAAGCAUAAUCUGAAACUUAAUAUUAGGUCCAGCCUUGAUUAUCUGCUCGAUCUUGGGAAGAACCUUAAUUUCUAUGUGCUUCUAUUUCCUAAUGUGUAAAAUAAGUGUAAAAAGACAAUAGUAACUAAUACAUAGGUUUUCAGUGAGGAUUCAAUAAGCAAAUGUCUGUAAAAGCACUUGAAACAUGCUGUGUUCAGUAAAUAUUAGUUAAUGUUAACACUAUAACUAUUAACAUUAGUCACUGAAAUUGUGUCCUCAUCUGUAAAAUUGAUAAAAUGAGAUCAUGUGUGCAAAGCACAUUCUACAAUGUCAUGCUCAUAGCAAUUAUUCAGAGGUGUAUAUUAUUAGCUAUUAUAAAGUUAAUAGGACUUAGACAAUAGAUUAUGAAUUCUUUUAUAGUAGCUCUUAUAUUCUUUCUUUACAUUUUAAUCACAAAUGCACUGUUAUUCUUAUGUCAACUUCUACAAAUAGUCUGCUAACUAAGUUCCAUUAUCUGGCUUCCAGCUCCUUACUGGAUCUCAGCCCACAUCAUAAAAAACACACAAAGACCUUCACUAGAGAAAUAUCCCAAGAAUCCCCCUUCUUCAGAUUCCUCUUUAUCAUUUCACUCAUAUUGUGCAUAACAUUUCACAUUUCAUUAUUUUCUUAAAAAAAAAAAAAAGAGAGAGAGCAAAUUUUGAGCUUUGCAUUCAUAUGCUUUACAUCUAUAUUCUAUAAUCUUUUCAGGCUUAGUUGCCACUAUGUGUGCAAUCACUCAACUUUCAGUCAUUUCAGAUGAUUAAGUGUUCACAGAUGGUCUCCUGCCUGUGUGCUACAAAAGUUUCUCAUGUCAAAACUCUCAGCACAGUCUUCACCAGGGAGGCAAUUUGAGUAAACCUCCAAAACUCAAAACUUUUUCCUAUCUCAGAAAAGAUCCUCAAAUCACAACCCAGUAGAAUCCAAGAAUUUAUUAUAUUACAUAUUACAGUGGAGAAGUUUAACAAAUUUAAAGAUGUGUUAAUAAAAAUUGUUUUCUUUUCAGGUAAUGUAAUUAACCAUCAUUUGAAAUACAUGGUGAAUAGAAACAAUGUGACAGAGUUUAUUCUAUUGGGGCUUACAGAGAAUCCAAAAAUGCAGAAAGUCAUAUUUGUUGUGUUUUCUGUCAUCUACAUCACCGCCGUGAUAGGAAAUGUGCUCAUUGUGGUCACCAUCACUGCCAGUCCAUCACUGAGAUCCCCCAUGUACUUUUUCCUGGCCUAUCUCUCCUUUAUUGAUGCCUGCUAUUCCUCUGUCAAUGGCCCUAAGCUGAUCACAGAUUCACUCUAUGAAAACAAGACUAUCUUAUUCAAUGGAUGUAUGACUCAAGUCUUUGGAGAACAUUUUUUCAGAGGUGUUGAGGUCAUCCUACUUACUAUAAUGGCCUAUGACCACUAUGUGGCCAUCUGCAAGCCCUUGCACUAUACCACCAUCAUGAAGCAGCAUGUUUGUAGCCUGCUAGUGGGAGUGUCAUGGGUAGGAGGCUUUCUUCAUGCAACCAUACAGAUCCUCUUCAUCUGCCAAUUACCUUUCUGUGGUCCUAAUGUCAUAGAUCACUUUAUGUGUGAUCUCUACACUUUGAUCAAUCUUGCCUGCACUAAUACCCACACUCUAGGACUCUUCAUUGCUGCCAACAGUGGGUUCAUAUGCCUGUUAAACUGUCUCUUGCUCCUGGUCUCCUGUGUGGUCAUACUGUACUCCUUAAAGACCCACAGCUUAGAGGCAAGGCACGAAGCCCUCUCUACCUGUGUCUCCCACAUCACAGUUGUCAUCUUAUCCUUUACACCCUGCAUAUUUGUGUACAUGAGACCUCCAGCUACUUUACCCAUUGAUAAAGCAGUUGCUGUAUUCUACACUAUGAUAACUCCUAUGUUAAACCCCUUAAUCUACACCUUGAGGAAUGCUCAGAUGAAAAAUGCCAUUAGGAAAUUGUGUAGUAAGAAAGCUAUUUCAAGUGUCAAAUAAAUGUGACUGGAGCCCAACAUGAUUCAACUGAGGCAAGGGUCAAAAGGACAUUUUGGGUAAUGUCAGC
Molecule: messenger RNA, 3356 nt
Organism: Pan troglodytes (chimpanzee)
Lineage: Eukaryota; Metazoa; Chordata; Mammalia; Primates; Hominidae
Gene: OR4C13
Product: olfactory receptor family 4 subfamily C member 13
Exons: 1
Coding region: 2360-3289 (309 amino acids)
Biological process (GO): G protein-coupled receptor signaling pathway
Cellular component (GO): membrane
Molecular function (GO): G protein-coupled receptor activity; olfactory receptor activity
Source: RefSeq, a predicted model, not a curated record